UGUUAGGAUACUUUUUUGAUUGUACCUGAGCGAACGAAGUUUAAAAAAAAAGACCAGGGCGUAAUAUUAAUUUUGAGUUAAGUACGGGUCGAUCGAGCUAAUUCGUUUUUACAUCACGCGUAUGAGCGACAACCUGAUUUUCUUUGAUGCACUUUUAUUGUGAAGGCAAAGACGGUCAGUAUCCGGUGUCUCCCGUGUUAAAUGUUCAGCUUGACUCGGAUCGAGCAGCCUCAAAGCUAGCUGCAAAGCACCGUUUUCUGUCACAGUUUCAGCCUUAAACUUUGCUCUGGGCUUUAUAGUGGUUCUAAGUCAUACAGUUGGUUAAUAUUCUUAAGUUACAAAUAAGGUCUGUCGCGUAUUUCUGUCCAACUUAAUGAACUUGUUUCACAGUCUGGCUGUGGGAGAGAUUGAGGGCGGUCUCCUCGUCCAAGACUGUCGACAGAAAUGAAGAGCCAACAGAAAAGCCCUGAACCAGAUGGGAGUGUAACAGUCAACGAGGAAGGGUCAGUGGCCACAGCAGAGGACCCGGCAGCUAUUGCCACCAUUCAGUCUGCUGCUACCUUUACCGACCAACCCAUCAAAUAUCUCUUCAAGACAGAAGGAGCAGGCGGCCAGGUGACCUACAGAGUGAUCCAGGUGUCAGACGGCCAGCUGGAGGGUCAGACAGAUGGAUCGGCAGCAGUCAGCCUGGUUACUGGUUUCCCUGCAAAUACACAGACGGUCACACAGGCCGUGUUUUCCCAGUCUGAUGGGUUGGAGGGAGACAGCAGCGCAGAGACACAGUACGCCUACUAUCCCGCCACCAUCGCAGACGCCACCACUGGCACCAUGGUGACCACAGUGCAGGCCUCUGAUACGUUGCUGGGCCAGACCACACCCACAGGGCAGCUGUAUGUGAUGAUGUCACCACAGGAAGUUUUGACGGGUUCCAAUCAAAGGACAAUCGCACCUCGCACUCAGCCAUACAUUGCAAAGCAAGAGGCUCCUCGGGGUUCAAGAGAUGAGAAACGGCGUGCCCAGCACAAUGAAGUGGAGCGCAGGCGCAGGGACAAGAUCAACAACUGGAUUGUGCAGCUGUCGAAAGCCAUCCCAGACUGUAACAUUGACUACACCAAAACAGGACAGGCUCUUUUGUCUCAGAGCAAAGGAGGAAUCUUGUCAAAAGCCUGUGAGUACAUCAAGGAACUCCGACAGAGCAACCUGAAGUUGGGGGAAGAUAUCAGCACUCUUGAUCGUCUCAGGAUUGACAACCAGCUUCUCAGACAGGAGGUGGAAGACUGGAAGUCCAAGAAUCAGAUCCUUAGGAACCUGCUGCGACAGCAUGGCAUUGUGGGAUCAUCCAGCACAGACCCCCAGUGAGAAGCCUGUCACCUGCGUGUAUUUGAAGAAAACCACAUAUGGGCCAAAAGAGUACUUGAAACUUUUCGAGACACUUUGUUUGUGAUCAAGUGUGCAUCAAACCGGGGAAAAUUGUGUCCACGAUUGAAUAAUCAAAUCCAGCUUUUUACUUAUAAAUUGUUUGCCUGUGGAAUAAAACACACUUUUUAAUAUCAUGAUGAUAACAGAGGAACUUAUUAAACAUCACAUUUCAGUGGUCAAGCAAAUGCAUUCCUCCCUAUUUUAAGAUUGUUUGUUAACCUCCAGUUCAGAAAGCUUUAGAAAAUGACCAACUUGUUUUUCUUAACCCCUUCAGUACUGUGCUUUUCUUUAUCAGACGCACAUAUGAAGAAGAAAGAAAUAUUGUAUUCCUGCUUUGACUUGUUUUCAUCUAUUGUCAGUAUCAUUUUCAUAAUAUGAUACCAUAGACUGCAUGAAAACCUAUAUUUAUAUGUAGUCAAUGGUUGAUACCAAGUUUUUCAUCCAGUUCAUAUUUGCGCUCUUUUGCUUUGUAUUUUGUUCGUUUCAUGAAACCUGACUUGGGACGAUAAUUGCAUUGCAACAAUGUAACUAACUAAUUGACAGGUGUUGGUAAGCAUUGCAUCUUAGGUAGGCUAUGUAUGUCUUUAUAAUAAAUACAUUAAAAAACGUAAUUCAUAUACAAAA
Labrus bergylta (ballan wrasse) is the source of this 2043-nucleotide messenger RNA. It is a transcript of the gene usf1, whose product is annotated as upstream transcription factor 1. The record is from RefSeq and is a predicted model, not a curated record. Gene Ontology annotation, biological process: regulation of transcription by RNA polymerase II. NCBI's taxonomy places the organism in Eukaryota, Metazoa, Chordata, Actinopteri, Labriformes, Labridae. Gene Ontology annotation, molecular function: RNA polymerase II cis-regulatory region sequence-specific DNA binding; protein dimerization activity; DNA-binding transcription factor activity, RNA polymerase II-specific.